Messenger RNA from Debaryomyces tyrocola, 1488 nucleotides. The record is from the annotation of a GenBank genome assembly. Lineage: Eukaryota; Fungi; Ascomycota; Pichiomycetes; Serinales; Debaryomycetaceae.
AUGCGAGAAAGUAUGAGCCGUAUCAAGGUUAGGACAUUUCGAGUACUUCGAGCGGUAUUGUCUACGGUGUAUUUGGCGCUUAUAAUAUUGUCGAUACCAUUAGCAUUUGACGUUGGAGGUAUAACUUGUGGUUUGGCCUUUUCUUUUACCACAUUUGCUCUUUAUUUUGUAUUGACCACUAUCAGGAUUGUUACAAGAAAAAGCCGAUAUUUCGGUUGGGUCUCACUCUUGUAUUACUUACAGCAUAUUAUCAUCCCCAGUUUGUUAACGUUAUUUUUAUCUUAUUAUCGUACAAAUCAACCGACGACCCUGACUGCUUACCAUCCUCAUGAAAUUUGGCGCUAUUUUAUUGUGAACUCCACACCUAUUUUUACAAUUUUGGAAGGCUUCUGUUCUUUAUUAUUGAUUCAGGCUAUCGGUGAGACCGUCAAUUGGCUUACUGUGUAUAAGUCUGACAGUUGGUUGAUUGUUUCGCUUAUGGCAAGUGGCUCUACGAUCACUGGAGCCUUGUAUUUCUUGUACAGAAUCUACGUGUUCCCAUUUACAAUCGAUAUGAUCAGUGCAUCACUUUUAGGCUCAUUAUUAACCUUAACAGCGGGUUUGGGACUCUUUGGAAUCGUGUCAGGUAAGGGGUCAAUGAUUGAAUCUGCACUUUUGUUUGCCUACAUUGUACGUUGUAUUUAUGAAACAUUCCCUAUAUUAUCUGAAGAUGCAAGCAAAACUUUAACAUCCAUAUUUACUCAAACGACUUUCAACUUGCGGAAUGAAAUCCCUAAGUUGCCUCCACAGAUUACCAAUACUGUACUGCAAUUAUUGCCAUUCUUGGCUUCGAACUUACCAGGAUCUUUCAAAGCGAUUUGGGAAUUCUUAAUCAUGUCGAUCCAUAAAUUACCAUUACCCUUAUUACUUAAUUUGGCCUAUAGAAUUGGUGUGUUUUACGCGGCUACUAAGAUCAUUCCAUCAUUAUACCAUGAUGCCUCCUAUCCCUUCAACACCCCUCCAAGAACGCCUUCACAGAAUAGAUCUCCCCGUCCUUCAUCAACAAACAUAUCAGGCUUAAGUCAUCCAGUUGCCACGCCUUCAAAUUCUCGUCAUAAUAGCACACAUGAAGCAAGUAGUGAAGAGGUUAUAGACACAACCGAAAUCCAGCCAUUGUCACAUUCCCAAUCUUCAUUUACGAGAAAUUCAUUUGGUAAAAAGCGUGAACCUCGUUCUACCAUUAUCAGAUUAAUAUACUCCUACUCUCCAUGUAUCGUGAUCGCAGUCUAUACACAUCUAAUGAUGCUGUACAAGGGUGAAUUGGGAACAGAAUUAAAAAUUUGGGGCUGGUGGAGUCCUAAUUCGGACAUUCAGGUAAUCGUGCAUCCAUGGCAAUUUUGGAAUUGGGUCAAUAUGGGUACUACUUUAUUGUUAUACACCGCUGAAUUACUGGGUAACGACAGUAAUUCAGGCAGAACUGCUUUAACUAGCCAUUGGAAAGUUGAAUAA